Messenger RNA from Zerene cesonia (dogface butterfly), 2431 nucleotides. Its product is annotated as homeobox protein SIX2-like. Lineage: Eukaryota; Metazoa; Arthropoda; Insecta; Lepidoptera; Pieridae. The coding region runs from base 789 to 1538 and encodes 249 amino acids. Gene Ontology annotation, biological process: regulation of transcription by RNA polymerase II. The transcript is spliced from 7 exons. Gene Ontology annotation, cellular component: nucleus; transcription regulator complex. The record is from RefSeq and is a predicted model, not a curated record. Gene Ontology annotation, molecular function: DNA-binding transcription factor activity, RNA polymerase II-specific; RNA polymerase II cis-regulatory region sequence-specific DNA binding.
AUUUUUGCUUUCGUGUUGUGCGCACGCUUUUGCGCUUACAAGGAUUUGAAAAUAGAAUCGUUUUUUUUUCGAAUGUUCCAGUGGAAAAUCGGUUCUGUGUUUGAAUUGAGUUCGAAAGUGUUAUCGUUGUGAACAGAUAUUGAUUGAUCAAACGCGUUUGGAUGUAAUUGGGUUGUUUCGUCAGUGACGACGCAGUGAUCGCUGAUUUGUUGCCGUAAUUAAAAUGAAAAAGAAGAGAAAAAUUAAAUCGCAGUGUUUAUAAAUAAUAAAUAAAGUGUUACAUUCACGCGCGUACAAAAAACAUUAAUAUCAAUGAGUGAUUAUGACCAGAUAGAGACUGGGCGUAGUGUCCAUUAAAACUUAAUAAAUAUUUAUAUAACAGCUUUAAAACUCUUCGGUUCUUUAAAAUAUUAAGGCAAAUACGUAAUCGCUUUGUUUGAACAUUCUUGGGACUGCCGCCUUUUGUUUAAUUUUGUGCUUAAAGUGGACUAUAAAAGCAAAACAGUGAAAGAACAAACUCGAAUGUAUUUACCGUACUACCAUUACGGAUUGUAAACAACAACGCAUUCGAGUUCCAUAAAUCAUAAUCAACUAAGCACGAUACAAAUUCUUAAAAAAAUAAAAAAAGAAUCGAAUUAGUGUGUUCAAAAAUGGCGCGAUAAAAUGUCGUAGAUUUGAAAAGGGAACACGAUUGUCGCGCGGCCGCGGGAUCUUUGGCGCCAAAUUGGCGCGUUUGCUAGUGAAGUGCUUAUUGCGGUGUCAAAGUGGCCGGGGACGAGCAUUUGGACAUGCUGGGGGGCCCGGAGUGGGGCCAGCGGGAGGCCACCCCCCCUAGAGACGCUCCCCUACCGAGUUUCGGUUUCACACAGGAGCAAGUCGCGUGCGUAUGUGAGGUACUACAACAGGCGGGCAACAUAGAAAGACUAGGCCGUUUCCUGUGGUCUCUGCCAGCUUGCGAGCGCCUCCACGCCCACGAGUCCGUGUUGAAGGCAAAAGCAAUGGUUGCCUUCCACCGGGGUAACUUCAAGGAGCUAUACCGGUUGCUCGAGUCGCAUAACUUCAGCGCACACAAUCACGCGAAACUGCAGAGUUUGUGGUUGAAAGCACAUUAUAUGGAAGCGGAGAGGCUCCGAGGAAGGCCGUUGGGUGCGGUUGGGAAAUAUCGAGUGAGGCGUAAAUUCCCUUUACCGAGAACCAUAUGGGAUGGAGAAGAAACCUCUUACUGUUUUAAGGAAAAGUCUAGAUCAGUGCUACGAGAUUGGUACCUUCACAACCCGUAUCCGUCGCCCAGGGAGAAGCGUGAGCUAGCUGAAAGCACCGGCCUUACUACUGUCCAGGUGUCAAAUUGGUUCAAAAAUAGACGACAGAGAGACAGACAAGCGGAGCAUAAAGAUAGCGGCGGUCCAGACAAGCAACUGGACUCAUCAACAGACGACGACAGUGACGCCCCGCACGUGACGCCUGCGCAUGCGCCGCCGAUAUACCCGCACGCGUUGUAUGAGCACCCACUGGCUCACCUGCCGUAUCAUCAUACGUGACCGUACUAAAUAAACCCUUUUGUAUUUGACCAUUUGUAUUUAAUUUUAUUUAACUGGAUUUGUAUUUGACCAUAUGGUUUUUGUAUCCGACUGUUUUGUAUUUGUAUGAUGUUUGAUAUAAAUGUAGCAGGAUUUUAUGAGCUGUAUCAGGACCUGGAUAACUUGCAGCACAACCGGAACCAUGAUAUGUGACCGUAAAAAUCUUUUGUAUUCGGCUGUUCAUUUGUGUAAAAUAUGAUUUUUAACAGGAUUUGUUUUAGCCGUAAAAUGCUUUUAUAUUUGAUCAUGAAAUGUUUUUUUUUAUGAGAUUCUUAAUAUUUAUCAUCAAUUUGAUAUUUAAUAGGAAUUGAAUUCGAUCUUUUAGUAUGCGUAUUCAUUAGAUCUUUAAUAGACAUUUAGUAACAGACUAUUACAUUUGUUCACACAAAAAUUGAAUUGAAUCCAUAAUAUGUGUAUAAUUUAUUAAUUUCACAUUUAAAAACGUUUGUUUAGGCCUAUGACUUAUAUACAGAUAUUGGAAACUAUCUUAUAAGAGGAGUAAAAAAUUACCUACGUAACUUGUAUUAGAGAAAAUUAUUAAAAUACAAGUAAAUUAGGCUGUUACACAUAACUUGUUCCCCCAAGUUCGUUAUAACAUAACGCCAUGUGAUACAAUACAAUAAUUGUAUUCGAUUGUAUUAGACCGUUAACAUCACAUUCUCUCAAAAAUUAAGCAUAUCGUACCAUACGUGUUAAUAACUAUUGUAUAAAUUUUUAUAUAUGACUGACAUUAUAAUUUAUUUUAAUUUUCAUUAAAAUUAAAAUUAAUAGCGUCUUAAUUAUAUUUGUUUCACAUAAACAUUUAUCGUCAAAAGUGCUACAAUUUUCAUAUUUUUGUAUAUGACCAUACAUAC